This is a messenger RNA of Oncorhynchus gorbuscha (pink salmon), 7642 nucleotides long. RefSeq names its product echinoderm microtubule-associated protein-like 4. Gene Ontology annotation, cellular component: mitotic spindle. The record is from RefSeq and is a predicted model, not a curated record. The transcript is spliced from 25 exons. The coding region runs from base 407 to 3547 and encodes 1046 amino acids. Gene Ontology annotation, molecular function: microtubule binding. Gene Ontology annotation, biological process: microtubule cytoskeleton organization. Lineage: Eukaryota; Metazoa; Chordata; Actinopteri; Salmoniformes; Salmonidae.
GCUUUGUGUGAGCGUGCAUCGGUGGCACUGUGUGUUAGCGCAUGUCGGGGAGAGAGCAGACCCAGACGAGGGAGAACGAGGGGGAGACCAAAAGCAUUCUCUCUGCACACAGACAACCAAUAAUCAUUCUGCCUGCUGUCAAGGAAGACUAGUACCGGAUAUUUUAAAAAAAGUAACAAAGGAAAUAGACUCAAGAAAGCGAGAGCGAGGAAAAACUGGACUGCCUAAGACGAGGAAUAUUCUAUCACUCACUCACGUGUGGGUGUGUAUAUGUAUACAGUCACACACACAGCAGACUUCUAUCGGUCAAGCCAGCAAACUCACUCACACUCUCAGACAGUAAAAAAGGGAGGAAGCUGCCUGGAUCUUGCCAAAGAGGUGUUUCUGUGUGUGCAGCGAGAGGAGAAUGGAGGAGGGCUCGGUGUCUGUGGCCCCAGCAUGCAACUCUACGACCACCAACGCGGUGCUGAACAACCACUGCGCCGAUGACAGUAUCUCAGCGGCGAGUGCGUCUGACGUGCAGGACCGUCUGUCGUCUUUGGAGCUGCGUGUCCAGCAGCAAGAGGAUGAGAUCACCGUGAUGAAGGCGGCGCUGGCCGACGUGCUGCGACGCCUGGCGCUCUCCGAGGACACGGCCACCACCGCCAAGAAACAGACUAGCACCAAAGGCCAGACUCCCCUGCGCGAGGCCUACUCUAUGUCCUGCAUCGCCAACGGCAGCUCCAGCAGCCGCAAGCCCAGCCACAGAGACCGAGACAGCUCCACAGUUUCCGUCACCAGGAAGGAUACCUUCUCCUCAGCUGCCAAGAGCGGUCAGACAGCGGAGAGGAAAAAGGACAAGCCUCAGAUGGAGGGCAUCAAGGAGAAGGAGGAGGGGCCCUCCCAGCCCAUCCAGGCUAACGAUAAACCCUCCCCUGCCAGCCCCCCACCCCCCCUCACCCCACCCCCUCAGUCCCAAAGGCAGGCCCCGGAGAGCAAGGGCACCUCCCCAGCCAAAAGUGCGAAGCGGGGCACGGGAAUGGAGCGCUCACAGAGUAGUACCUGGGAGAGUGGCGAGGAGAGCAGGAACAAGCUGGUGAAGGCUGCUUCCACCUCCAAACUGCUGGCCAAGGUGGUGAAGAACGCAGACAAGCAUAAAGACCCAGUGAUCAGCCAAGCCAAAAUGUCAACCCGUGAGAAAAACAGCCAAGCAGAGGGAGAUUACAUCAAGAUGUUCAUGCGAGGUCGCCCCAUCACUAUGUUCAUCCCGGCGGACGUGGAGAACUACGAGGACGUGCGCACAGAGCUGCCUCCGGAGAAACUCAAACUGGAGUGGGUGUACGGCUACAGGGGGAGAGACUGCAGAGCCAACGUGUACCUGCUCCCUACAGGGGAGAGUGUAUACUUCAUAGCCUCCGUGGUCGUGCUCUUCAACUACGAGGAGAGAACACAGCGCCACUACCUUGGCCACACUGACUGUGUCAAAUGCCUUGCCGUUCACCCCGAUAAGAUCCGCAUUGCCACGGGACAGAUUGCGGGAGUGGACAAGGACGGCCGGCCGCUGCAGCCCCACGUGAGGGUGUGGGACUCGGUGAGCCUGUCCACCCUGCAGGUCAUCGGCCUGGGCACGUUUGAGAGAGGGGUGGGCUCCCUGGCCUUCUCCAAGGCGGACUCCGGUACACACCUGGCGGUGAUUGAUGAUUGUAACGACCACAUGUUGACUGUCUGGGACUGGCAGAAGAAAUCCAAAAUUGCUGAAAUCAAGUCUACAAAUGAGGUGGUCCUUGCGGUGGAGUUCCACCCUACUGAUGCCAACACCAUAGUAACCUGUGGCAAGUCACACAUCUUCUUUUGGACCUGGGCUGGCACCUCGCUGGCACGCAAGCAGGGCAUCUUCGGGAAAUACGAGAAGCCCAAGUUUGUUCAGUGUCUGGCCUUCCUCAACAACGGGGACAUCCUGACUGGAGACUCUGGGGGCGUCAUGUUGAUAUGGAGCCGGAGCACGGUGGAGCCGGCCCCAGGGAAAGGCCCCAAAGGUGCGUACCAGAUCAGUCGUCAGAUCAAGGCCCAUGAUGGCAGUGUGUUCACUCUGUGUCAGAUGAGGAACGGGACCCUGCUGACCGGAGGGGGCAAGGACCACAAGAUCAUCCUGUGGGACCACGGCCUCAACCCAGAGAGGGACAUAGAGGUCCCUGAUCAAUAUGGAACCAUUCGUGCUGUGGCUGAGGGCAAGGGCGAGCAGCUUUUGGUGGGCACGUCGCGUAACUUCGUCCUGAGGGGGACGUUUAAUGACGGCUUCCAGGUGGAAGUCCAGGGUCACACAGACGAGCUGUGGGGGCUGGCCUCUCACCCCUUCAAGGACCUGUUCCUCACCUGUGCCCAGGACAGGCAGGUGUGCCUGUGGAACUCUGUGGACCACUGCUUGGAAUGGACCAGGCUGCUGGAUGAGCAUGGACACUGUGCAGACUUCCACCCUAGUGGUGCUGUUGUGGCCAUCGGUACUCACUCAGGAAAGUGGUACGCUCUCGAUGCGGAGACCAGAGACCUGGUGGCCAUUCAUACAGACGGCAAUGAGCAGCUGUCAGUCAUACGCUUCUCCGUAGAUGGCACCCUGCUGGCAGUGGGAUCACAUGACAACUUCAUUUACCUCUACACCGUGUCGGACAAAGGACGCAAGUACACCAGAUACGGGAAGUGCAUUGGACAUUCCAGCUACAUCACACAUCUUGACUGGUCCCCCGACAACAAGUUCAUCAUGUCCAACUCAGGAGACUAUGAGAUCCUCUACUGGGACAUUCCAAAUGGCUGCAAGUACAUCCGUAACCGUUCUGAGUGUAAGGACAUUGACUGGGCCACCUACACCUGUGUGCUGGGCUACCAUGUCUUCGGAGUGUGGCCUGAGGGUUCCGAUGGCACAGACAUCAACGCCCUCAUCAGAUCCCACAACAGGAAGGUGAUCGCUCUGGCUGAUGACUUCUGCAAAGUGCACCUCUUCCAGUACCCCUGUGCCAGACCCAAGGCACCGAGCCACAAAUAUAGCGCCCACAGCAGUCACGUGACUAAUGUGACCUUCAUGCACAACGACAGUCACUUGGUGUCCACUGGCGGGAAAGAUACCAGUGUCAUGCAGUGGCGUCUGGUGGAGAAGACCCCCUCAUUGGUCCCCAGUGACUCUUCCCUCUCUCUGGGGGAGGGGCUCCUGCAUAACUCCAACCCCCGCGUCACCAUCCCAGCGGUGCCCCUGACGCCCAUCCCCACCAAGCCGGCCGUGACGCCAAUCGCGACCCCAACUCCGCCCUCCGUCCUCGACCUGACCUCUGACCCCCCAGCGGUGCCCUGCGGGGAUACGGCCAUCGUCACGCCCACCCCACCACCCACCGAGCCCACGACCAAUGGACGGCAGGAGAGCUCCCCUGAAACCACUCCCCCAUCCGGGAUGACCCCACCCCGCUCGGAGUGUACCCCACCCCCCUCCCACAGCACGCUGAGCCCCAAGGACAGCCUGGACCCCAGCGAUGACACAGCCACUCCUAGUGACGAGGGCCGCCCUUUCACCCCACCCUCGUAAAGAGCGUCACUUGUGAUGCAGCCUAGUGCGCUCUCCUGCUCAGCACUCCCCCCUGGAGGCACCUCGAUGUCACUGCGUUUCUCAGGAGAAGCGCAGCAGGGUUCAAUAUUUGCUGUUCAGGUUUCCUUUGUUUUUCUUUUUAGUUUCUUUUCAUGCUCUUCUUUUUGUUUUGUUUUGAAGUCUGUGUUAAUUGGAUAAGAAUGGAGGGUGUAAGUGAGACAAGCAGUGAUAUUAGUGGCUGAUGUUUUGUUUUACGCUGUCACUCGGCCUUGUGUGAGGAGAGAAUGUUGUGAUUGUUCUGGGUCGUACGGUUAAGUCAAGUCUGCAGAUGAAAGCUCUGUGAGAGAGGGACACACAAGCACACAGACGUGCAAACACUAGCACUAAUACACAAAGACACACAAAAUCACACUCCAACAUCACUCCUUGAUCAGCCAAACAGAUGCAGGAUCAUUUACACAGUUCAAAUAUAUUUGUAAUGUUGCGAUCAUAGAUACUCAUAUAAUACUUGAUACCAAGUAUUACUUAUGUCUUUAUACACAAGUAUAUUAUGCUACAAGAGCCUAGUGCCUCUUCCCUGAGCCUAGCUAAUGCUAGGCAGGUACCCCUGGCUAAUGCUCACUCCCCAGUCCAGCCCUUUGUCAAUACUCAUCAUAUAGUCUUUAGGCUAUGUUACCAUAGAAACUUAAACCUAAUCCUAGCUCAAUAAUGCAGCAACCUGCAAUAACACACCAUAGCAUACUGUGUGACCAGACACAACCAGUUAUACACAUGCAGCUAAUAGCACAUACACUCCAUCAUUCUGGACUUUCAAUCAGGUGUGUGUGUGCGCACGCGCCUGCAGACUGCUUCAUGGCAAUAAGCUGUUCUCUCUGGUAAGAGUCCCUGCAGGAAACUCAUCCAUCCAGUCUCGCUGUAAAGGCCAAAAAGGACUCUGAUGAAUAAUGGUCCAUAGGAUAUCCUGUGGCCCAUGGACAUUAUGACCACAGUGAACCACCAGCGACACACGUACCCAGGUGACUCUCUCACCUGCUCGCCCUUAAACGUGCUACCAUUUUUUUUGUUGUUAGCGUUUCUUUUCAUUUUCAUUUAGGAUUUAGACCUUUUUAAAAGCUCGUUCUGGGGAGUGUUCCUUCUCUGCUCUAUGGACUGAGAUGUUUUUAAGAUUUUUUUUUUUUUUUUUAAGUCUUAUGUGUGUGCGAGCUGCCGUUUACACGUUGUGUCAUUCCGGAGGAGGGUUUGUCCAGCCCCCCCCCCCCCCCAUCCUGCAGCAACUCAGGACGGGAUCACGCUCACAGGAAUACACAGCCAACAGAGAGCGAGAGAGACUCUUCUCUUCUACACGGUCUUAUCUUUAUCCCCUCGGUGGGAAUGCGCUGGUACAUUUCCACAGACAUGGCAUAGAGGGGAGAGAGUGGGAGAGAGAGAAAGGCUUUGCUGUUUUUCAGCUGGGAAUGGAGGAGAGAGUGUUUUUGUUUUUUUAAUGCCUGUCUAUGACUAGGGAGAGAGAGUCCAAUGCCUUCUAUGGCAAGGAGGACUGAAGAAAGGUGGAAGGGAUAUGUACUAAUGUGUAUGUGCUGCAAUGCACAGUAAAGGUUUAGCUAGUUAUACAGGAUUGAAUGAUGGAAGUAUUUUUCCAGGUUUGUCAUUAUCAGAAAGAAGAGCAAGGACUGUGUAAAAUGCACGUGGUGUAGAUUCAUCUUUUUUAAAUAUAUAUAUCCUCUCUGUUGGUGAGAGAUGAGUGAGGGACUGUAAGUAAAGUGCAUGUCAGUGACGAUGUGGUAAGAUUGGUAGGUGGCAUUGACAGGGUUGUAGUGAAGUGGUAAAGACAUUGGUAAUCCUAGUGAAAGACUGUAUGAGGGCAUGGUUGUAUCAGUGUUAUACAAAUGUUUUCUAACGUUGUCCUCAAAGAUGUAGACUUCCAGCUGGUCCACAAAGAAACUCUUUCUCUUUUUAUAAUAUAAAUUGUCUGUUUUUUUUUUGGUGUGUGUUUUUCGCAAAUCAACAGCUUGUGCAACUGGGAAUGCUUUAACGUAGGUAGAUUUUGUCCUGUAGUUUUUGUCAUGUGGUUCUGUAGUUGUAGCGAACAUGGGAUUGCCUUCCCAGAAUGCUCUGCUUCUGAGUGCAUAGAACGUGAACACACUUGUUUAACCCCGUACAAUAUCUCAUGACCUCAGAAUACGCCUCCUACAAUGACAGGUGUCAAUGUAUGACUCGUACCCUAGGACAGGGGUGUAUGACUCGUACCCUAGGACAGGGGUGUAUGACUCGUACCCUAGGACAGGGGUGUAUGACUCAUACCCUAGGACAGGGGUGUAUGACUCAUACCCUAGGACAGGGGUGUAUGACUCAUACCCUAGGACAGGGGUGUAUGACUCAUACCCUAGGACAGGGGUGUAUGACUCAUACCCUAGGACAGGGGUGUAUGACUCAUACCCUAGGACAGGAUUGUAUGACUCAUACCCUAGGACAGGGGGUAUAACUCAUACCCUAGGAUAGGAUUGUAUAACUCAUACCCUAGGACAGGGGUGUAUGACUCAUACCCUAGGACAGGGGUGUAUAACUCAUACCCUAGGAUAGGAUUGUAUAACUCAUGCCCUAGGACAGGGGUGUAUGACUCAUACCCUAGGACAGGGGUGUAUGACUCAUACCCUAGGACAGGAUUGUAUAACUCAUACCCUAGGACAGGGGUGUAUGACUCAUACCCUAGGACAGGGGUGUAUGACUCAUACCCUAGGACAGGGGUGUAUAACUCAUUCCAUGGAGGGCCUAGUGUCUGCUGGUUUUUGUUUUUUUCCUUUCAAUUAUAACCUUGACAACCAGGUGAGGGGGAGUUCCUUACGGGUAAUCAGCGACCUUAAUUCACCAAUCAAGUAAAAUGGCGGAGCGAAAACCCACACACUCGGCUCUCAGUGGAAGGAGGUUGACACGUGCCCUAGGAUAUCUGGAGUCUCUCCAGAACACUAAAACCCCUGUUUACAGGGCGCCAUGUGGUCUUGCUAGAUCUUCCCAUCCAAUAAUUGUCCAUUUUUUUGUUUGUUGAUGAUGGCGGUGGAAAACGCUGUCUCAGGCGCGCGCUCCAGAAUCAAUUGGGUUGAGAUCUGGUGAAUGAGACGGCCAUGGCACAGGAUUUGCAUUGUUUUCGUGCUCAUUAAACCAUUUAGUGACCCCUUGUGCCCUGUGGAUGGGGGCAUUGUCAUCCUAUAGCCAUGGUAGUCAAGAUAAUGGCCAAAAUGAUACAUUACCCUAAGUAUAUGUUAAUUGCUUAAUUAACUCAGGAAACACACCUAUGUGGAAGUACCUGCUUUCAAUAUAUUUUUUAUCCCUCAUUUAUUCAAGUGUUUCCAUUAUUUUGGCAGCUUCCUGUAGAUCCACUGAACCAUUACUCAGUGCUUUCUUUCACCACUAGGAGGCACACUGCAGCUCACCCGCAGACCAAGCAUGUACAUGCAUAUGCAGUACAGUGUGGAAUAAUAGCUCUUUGAGUCCUCAUAAACUAUGGUCCCAAAUGUGCUCUUCUUCCCCUGGCAGGUGUUAUGGUGGGACAGUGAACUGGCUUUGAGAGUGCCUCCGCCCACAGUCUAUCUGGGGAUGUCGCUCCUCUUGUUAUUCAAGGAUAUUCAUGGCCAACUCAUCUCACGCCAUUUAGGCUCUGUAGUGGUCUGCCAAUCAGAGUCCUACAUCAGAUAUGUUUCUUGAAUGUUGCGCUGACAAAUUUCCUUGCCAUAAUGAGGGGAGUGGGGGGUGAGGUGAGUUUUGCCUAUGUUGGUUAAGGGGAGGGAAAUAUUUUCUUUUAAGGUAGGGAGGGUUAGUAAGGUGCGGGAGAUGUGGACACCAGGGCAUCCUAUGUACUGGGCCCUGACAAGGAUCUGAUAUUUUUGAGAGACCGAGCGGUUCAUUUAUGUCUAUUCAAGCAAUCCAUCUUUUGAGGGGAAUUUUUCUAAAGGGCUUGUACAGAAUCAUGUUUUCAAGUUAGAUGGGCUAGUAUCCAAAACACACAAAGGGAAGCGAGUUUAAACACAAAACUCCUUGACUGGUCUGAAACCUCAUCCCUGUGAAUGUAUGUUGAAGUGUCCUGGGGGGGGGGUCUUCCCC